Molecule: messenger RNA, 1346 nt
Organism: Formica exsecta
Lineage: Eukaryota; Metazoa; Arthropoda; Insecta; Hymenoptera; Formicidae
Gene: shrb
Product: charged multivesicular body protein 4c
Exons: 4
Coding region: 173-838 (221 amino acids)
Biological process (GO): late endosome to vacuole transport via multivesicular body sorting pathway; vesicle budding from membrane
Cellular component (GO): cytoplasmic side of plasma membrane; multivesicular body; ESCRT III complex
Source: RefSeq, a predicted model, not a curated record
AUAUAUCUAUGUGACGUAUGCAACUGCACAAGUCAAACGCGAAAAGGAGAUGGCGACCGUGGUGUCGUAGAAGUGGAUGAAUUUUCGGUUUCGAUUUCGAAGUACAUGCUCGUGUUUCUUACGAUCGGGAAUAAUAAUUAAAUAUUCAAUAGAUUGAAAAAAGCACAAUACGAUGAGUUUCUUCACCAAAGUGUUCGGCGGCAAGAAGGAGGCAGCUGCUCCUUCAACGGCCGAGGCGAUUCAGAAACUGCGCGAGACGGAGGAUAUGUUAAUAAAGAAACAGGAAUUUUUAGAGACUAAAAUAGAUAAUGAAGUGUUGAUAGCAAAGAAGAACGCGUCGAAAAAUAAGCGAGCUGCUAUCCAAGCAUUGAAGAGAAAAAAGCGAUAUGAAAAGCAGUUACAGCAAAUUGAUGGUACGCUAUCUACAAUUGAAAUGCAAAGAGAAGCACUGGAGAGUGCAAACACAAAUACUGCUGUUCUUACCACCAUGAAGGGUGCUGCAGAUGCAAUGAAGGCUGCGCAUCAGCAUAUGGAUGUUGACCAAGUGCAUGAUAUGAUGGAUGACAUAGCGGAACAACAAGAUGUGGCCAGAGAAAUUUCUGAUGCCAUAUCUAAUCCAGUAGCAUUUGGCCAAGAUGCCGAUGAGGAUGAACUAGAAAAAGAGUUGGAGGAGCUUCAACAAGAACAGCUUGACAAAGAAUUACUCGGUAUUGAUACAACAACAGAUGAACUGCCAGCAGUGCCAACUUCCGUUCCUGUUGCACCAAACAAAACCCGCACAAAAACUAAACCAGAAGAAGAUGAUGAUUUAAAAGAAUUGGAAGCAUGGGCAUCGUAAAGUGAUAUUAGAAGUGACAUUGAAAUCAAAGAUACAGGACAUUUUUAGAUAAAUGUAAAUUACAUAUUAUUACCACGAUAUACAUAAUAUUAUAUCAUAUAUCUUGCUUAAAUAACUAAAUUAAUUUUUUAAUAUAAGUCUGCAGUGUUUAGCUUCUCAAGCAGUUUUUGAAAAAAAAAGAAGUUAUUGAAGUUAAUAAUUAAGCUUUAGUAAAGAUUAUAUUGCUUGUAUUUUUAUGCUGGCAAAUAUUACUAACAAUUGAACAGUAACAAAUCUAACUGGAUAAAUACCAGUGAAUAGGGGAGAGAAAUUGAGUACAUAUAUAUUUUAUAUUUACAGUAAAUAUAUUGAUAUAAUAAAUGGAGAUAAAACAUAUGAAAAACGAUGAAUGUAAUUCAUGUAAUAUAAAUAAGUAUAAACAACAUAACCCUGCUUGUGUAUCAUGUGAAAAAAAAGAUAGAUUGUAAGCGUAAACAUAUAAGUAUGUAAUAAAAAUAGACCGAGCGAC